AGAGAGAGAGAGAGAAUCCGAUAAGGCGAGAGAGAGAAUGCAGCUCGCCACCACCAUUUCUCUACUCCUGCCAUCUCCAUCUCCAUCUCCAUCUCGACUCUCUCCUUCUCUUCAGUCCCUGAUUAUCCCCAGGAGAUUAUGCUCUAUCUCAUACUCUUCACAAACGUCGAUUCUCCCGGAUGCCGCCGAUGACUUCACCGUGGGAGACUGUCUCGUCUACGAGGACGGCGUCUUCGAAGACCCUUACCUCGAGGAGGAGGUCAGUCUCGAAGCGGUCAAAGAGCGGAAGAUUCCGAAGCGGCGGGGCAGGGGAAAGAGAAUAGUUCAAGCGGCGGCGGCGGCGGAGAUCGAGCCGGAGAACCUCGUGCCGGAUGAGUGGAGGGAUGUUCAGGCGGAGGUGAACCUGACGAAGAAGGACAAGAGGAAAAUAGCGCAGGAGCUGGAGUUCGGAGUGAGUGUGGAGAAGAAGAGGCAAGGGCUGAUUCCGCUGAGGAAGGUGGAUUUGAAGGAGUAUUUAACGUACAAGGAAGUCAAGCUGGAUCAGUUGAAACCUGUUGUUCUCGAUAAACCGACGACGUUUGAUGGAGAUGGAGGGGAGAGGGGUGAAGAAACGUAUUCGAGUGAGCGAGUAGCACCGAAGAACCCUAGAUGGGCGGUUUAUGGAAAAGGAUUCGAACACGUCACCAAGUUCUUCAAUAGCGAUAAGUAUGAUCCCAGUGGCAAGAAGCUCGACGGCCCUCGGAAGCUGCUUUCUAAAGAAGAGAAGUUUAUGCUCAAUAGCCGAAAUCCUCACCUAGCUGUUGCCACCUCAAAAAAGUGGCUUCCUCUUCACACACUGGCAGCUUCGGGAGAAUUUUAUCUGGUUGACUCCUUGCUUAAGCACAAUCUUGAUAUCAAUGCAACGGACGUGGGCGGCUUGACAGCACUUCACCGAGCAAUAAUAGGUAAAAAACAGGCGAUUACAAACUACCUGCUGAGGGAAUCGGCAAACCCGUUUGUUCUUGAUGAUGAAGGUGCGACUUUGAUGCACUAUGCUGUGCAGACAGCAUCAGCUCCCACAAUAAAACUUCUCCUGCUGUAUAACGCUGACAUAAACGCGCAAGACAGGGACGGGUGGACGCCCCUGCACGUUGCAGUACAGGCCAGAAGAAGCGACAUCGUGAAACUUCUUUUGAUAAAAGGGGCUGACAUACAAGUGAAGAACAAGGAUGGGUUAACUCCGCUGGGCCUUUGCCUCUACCUUGGAAGAGAGACAAGGACGUAUGAAGUGUUGAAAAUGUUGAAAGAGUUUCCCCGUAGUAGACUCAAGAGAUUGGUAACGGAUUAAGCUUUACUGGACCACGCUCUCACAUUUUGGUCGGUGUUUUUCUUUUGCGUUUGUUUUCGCACCGGAAAUUAACAAAGCCGAAAUCAUAUUUACCCAAAAGAAUAUUACUACCUGUAUAAUAUGUAUAAUAUUAAUACUAGAUUUUGAUUCAGGCUUUCAAAACGCAUAAUUUUUUUUGUUGAA
Molecule: messenger RNA, 1510 nt
Organism: Brassica oleracea var. oleracea
Lineage: Eukaryota; Viridiplantae; Streptophyta; Magnoliopsida; Brassicales; Brassicaceae
Product: ankyrin repeat domain-containing protein, chloroplastic
Exons: 6
Coding region: 38-1327 (429 amino acids)
Biological process (GO): protein targeting to chloroplast
Cellular component (GO): chloroplast outer membrane
Molecular function (GO): protein binding; chloroplast targeting sequence receptor activity
Source: RefSeq, a predicted model, not a curated record